AUGAUCGUGGCGCGCUUCUUCUCACCUCAUCUAAUGCUCAUCGUGAGCUGCGUGCUCUACAUCAUCUUUGGAGCACUGAUGUUUCAGAAACUCGAAGGAGAGCAUUUGAAGGCAAGUGAUGUAUUAGCCAACAACUACUCUAUAGGUCUCGACACUCCAGUGACGAAGAACGAGCAGACAGCGAACAUCCACAAAAGUGCUCAGUUGUAUAUUGAUCGGUUAUGGGAGUUUACAGAAGAGCAAAGCGGCAAUUACCAUACGCUGGAAGGUAUCGGAAAAGCGGCUAAGAGCAGUCUAACGGACGAGUUUCACGGUUACGUCGACGCCGUGUUCAGUGCGCACCGUGCAUCAAGGCACGGCUACGAUGAGAACACGCCGACGUGGGAUUUCGCGAACUCGGUUUUCUUCACCACCACAAUGCUCACCUCUAUUGGCUACGGCUACGUCGCACCAAACACAUUCGAAGGACGUCUUUUUGGCGUCAUCUAUUGUCUCAUAGGAAUUCCGCUCACCCUUGUCACUGUAGCCAACGUUGCUAAGUUUAUUUCGGAGACAAUUUUUCUGAUUCACUACGAGUUGUGGAAGUACUGGAUACGGUGGAAAGCACAAAGAAAAGGCGAGGAUUGGGGGAACGGGUCACUUUUCGCCGAGGACGAAGAUGAACAGGAGAUACUUGAUCGAGUGAAACUCGUACGCUUUCCUCCAAUCGUCGUGUUCUUUUUCGUAUUUCUCUACGGACUUCUGGCUUCCUAUGUAAUUCAACGAAAAGAACAGUGGAGUUACGUGGAGAGCAUGUACUUCACUUUCAUUAGCAUUCUUACUGUAGGCUUUGGUGAUUUUCGACCGUCACCCGAAAACCUUUGGACCACAUUAGCCGUUGUAAUUGGUGGCGUAAUUUUGACGACUAUGUGCAUGGAUGUUUUUGGCCGGAUGUAUCUGAAAGAAAUUCAUUAUCUUGGUCGGAAGCUGAAGAGUAGCAAUCCUUUCUAUCUCAUCCGAGAGGCAAAGGCUCGGCGACGUCGGGCGGCGAUGGCUUUGUUGCUGGCGCAGCUGGCUAGAGGAAUGAUAUUUGCGCACAAGGACUACAACGAGCUGUCUCGGAAAAAGUCCAAGAAAAAACGUGCCAAAAGACGAGGCAGUCACGUCCUACCCAAUGAAAAGUUCAUGUUUGCUCGACUACCUCCGGAUCCUCCGUCUGAUUGUCAGGUAAUAAGCACCUCCGCUUAUUCGGUGCGCAUCGCCUGGGCUCCAGCGUUCUCCUCCGAAUCCGACCUCACCUACAACAUUCGAUAUCGUCUCAAGCAUAACGAAGAUGGGAAGGUUCGUGAACUGCGAGGCAUCAAGGGCAACGCGGUCGAGAUCAUGAGCGUCGACUCGUGCUCGCUGUACGAGUUUCGUAUCACGGCAGCCAGCAAAUACGGCGAGAGUAAGCCUAUCUACCUCGUGCAGUACACCGAACCGCAGCUGAGCCCUCAGCAUAUCCUGGCGACAAAGCUGAACGCCAACACCAUUGAACUGACUUGGGAGCCACCAUUCAAGAGAACUCAUGAAGUGAAGAACUAUAUUGUUUAUUUCACUGAGAAUCCGAACGCGUCACUAUCGGAAUGGGAGAAAAUUCCGGUGAACAGUAGACAGAUUGUGUUUCCGGAUCUCCGCUUCGAUUGGUUUUACAUGUUCAGCGCCACAGCUGUAUUCAAAGAUGGACAACGUUCUCCUCUUUCAAGAGCGUUAUUCAUCAAGACCGACAAGUUGGAGUUCCACAAACAUUGCGUGGGUCAAUCACGAACUAUCGAGGUAAUGGAUUCGAUAUGUGAUCGAGCAGAAGAUAACGAGAACACCGUACUGCUCAAACGCGACUACGCCUCAUUUGCUCUUUAA
This is a messenger RNA of Angiostrongylus costaricensis, 1878 nucleotides long. The record is from the annotation of a GenBank genome assembly. Lineage: Eukaryota; Metazoa; Nematoda; Chromadorea; Rhabditida; Metastrongylidae.